UUUUUCAUUACUUUUGGCUGUUAAGUAACAACAUGGCGACAACCUUGUGUCGUUUUUUGAGAAAGACGAUUGUAAAUACGUGUAGAGUUCCCGCAGUGUACUCUCAUACACUGUCACAAACAGCAGAAACGAAGCCAGUGGAUAAGUCAGAAAAUCAGAAAGAUACUUCCAUUUCCACACCUCAAGGGGACCAAGCACCUGCUGAAAUCGACAGCGUAUAUCGUGCAAAUGCAGAAACUUUAUAUGAAAUGCUAACAGCUGAAGAAACAAAGGAUGUGUUUGCAACAGGUGUGAUACACAUGACCCCUCAAUAUGGGCAGCAUGAAAAUCCUUAUGUGAUACCAUCAACCAAGGAAAAAAGGCUUAUUGCUUGUCUCUGUGAUGAAGAUUCAAAUACUUUAGAGUAUAUGUGGCUACACAAAGGGGAACCACAAAGAUGUUUGUGUGGAAUAUUCUUCAGGUUAGAAGAAGUUGAUGCAUUUGGAGAUCCCAAAUGAACUUAGAAAUGUUUUCAUCUGUAAAUAUAUAUGUGCAAAAUUAUACAAUUUAUUUAUCAUGUUUAUGUUCAAACUUGUACCUGUUUUUAAAAAGAUUAAAUAUUUAAAAAUUCUC
Saccostrea cuccullata (small rock oyster) is the source of this 612-nucleotide messenger RNA. RefSeq lists its product as uncharacterized. Gene Ontology annotation, cellular component: mitochondrial envelope. The transcript has 4 exons. NCBI's taxonomy places the organism in Eukaryota, Metazoa, Mollusca, Bivalvia, Ostreida, Ostreidae. Gene Ontology annotation, biological process: mitochondrial electron transport, cytochrome c to oxygen. The record is from RefSeq and is a predicted model, not a curated record. The coding region runs from base 33 to 497 and encodes 154 amino acids.